Molecule: messenger RNA, 583 nt
Organism: Aplosporella prunicola CBS 121167
Lineage: Eukaryota; Fungi; Ascomycota; Dothideomycetes; Botryosphaeriales; Aplosporellaceae
Exons: 1
Coding region: 88-465 (125 amino acids)
Source: RefSeq, a predicted model, not a curated record
GGACACGACGCCGCUUCGGGCAGCUCGAUGUGCGCGGACGGGAGCCCGGAGCCGGAGCGUGUGAUGGAUGCAGGCGGGUAGGCGUGCAUGCAAAAUGUCUGCGGGCGUGUGUGCGGUGUGAGUGGAUGGGUGGAUGGGUGCUGCGUCUGGCGCUCACUAGUUAUUGUUAGUCUUACUCAAUUGCUCACUCGCUCACUUGGUCGCUCGCUCGCUGGACUCACUGCCACUGCCACAUUUUGCCGCUGGUGGUGGUGGUGGUGUGGUGGUGCGUGCCUUCCUAUAGCCAACGGCGUGACGGUGUGGCGCCUGUGCGUGCUGCUGCGGUCGGAAGGGUGGCGCAGCGAGGGUGUGAUGCCGUUUCGCGAUUUCACUACAAGGCCAUGUGGCUGGCUGGCUGGCUGGCUGGAUGAAUGGGCGAAUAAACAGCACGGUAAGACUGCAAGCCGCGAGUAUGUGUGCGUUUAGGCACGAGGUAAGAGAUGUGAGCAGGCAGUGCGCUUACAGCCCAGCAGGGGAGGCGAGUUCAGCGACGUGAGAUGAGACGAAGUGGGCAAGGCACGUAUGUAUGUACGGAUUGGAUUGA